Messenger RNA from Malassezia globosa CBS 7966, 753 nucleotides. RefSeq lists its product as uncharacterized. Gene Ontology annotation, cellular component: proteasome core complex, alpha-subunit complex; nucleus; proteasome core complex. The record is from RefSeq and is a predicted model, not a curated record. Gene Ontology annotation, biological process: proteasome-mediated ubiquitin-dependent protein catabolic process. The transcript is spliced from 2 exons. Bases 1 to 753 code for a protein of 250 amino acids. NCBI's taxonomy places the organism in Eukaryota, Fungi, Basidiomycota, Malasseziomycetes, Malasseziales, Malasseziaceae.
AUGUUUCUUACGCGGUCUGAAUAUGACCGCGGCGUGAAUACGUUUUCACCCGAGGGCCGUCUGUUUCAAGUUGAAUAUGCAUUGGAAGCGAUCAAGCUCGGCUCGACGACUGUCGGCAUUGUAACCAAAGAAGGUGCAGUGCUUGGUGUGGAAAAGCGCGUGCAGUCAUCACUGCUUGAGAAUAGCUCCAUUGAGAAGAUCAUGGAGAUCGAUUCUCAUCUGGGUGCGGCCAUGAGUGGACUUACUGCUGAUGCACGCACUAUGAUUGACCAUGCGCGUGUUACAAGUCAAAACCAUCGGUUUGUCUACGAUGAAGAGAUCAAGGUCGAGAGUAUUGCGCAGGCUGUGUGUGACUUGGCCCUGCGCUUUGGCGAGAACACAGAGGAUGACGAAGCGCUUAUGAGUCGCCCAUUUGGGGUGGCGCUCCUGAUCAUUGGCAUCGAUGAAAAUGGGCCACAGCUCUUUCACGCAGAUCCUUCUGGCACUUUUGUGCGUUACGAUGCAAAGGCGAUAGGAAGUGGGUCGGAGGGCGCGCAGGGCGAGUUGCAAGAAAAGUAUUCGAAGGAUCUUUCGCUGCGUGACGCGUCUCUUCUGGCGUUACGUGUACUUAAGCAGGUGAUGGAAGAGAAGCUUGAUGAAAACAAUGUUCAACUUGCGCAAGUAACUCCUGCGACGUCAAAGGAUGGUCGACCUACGGGCGACUUUAGAAUCCUCGAUAAAACACAAUUGAAGGCGCUUGUGGAUGCUAUGUAG